AUUAAAAAUAAACACAAUUGAUUUUUUGUCCAAAAAUAUAAUUUGCAACGCGCUCCACUGGUUGUGACAAUAGCAUCGAAAUGGGCUCCGAUGAUCUGAGCGCAGGGGAUAAAAUCCUGAAGGGAUUUCAAAUAAACUACAUGAUACUGCGCGAUGCGGACACCGGCAAGGUAAUCUGGCAAGAGAAUAAGGACUUUUCGGCCCCAGACUUGGAGCAUGAGGCCCGAGUGCCCGUUAAAAUUCUGGACAUGCGUGCCGUCUCGCGUGAAAUUAAUUUUAGCACCAUCGAGUCCAUGGAGAACUUUCGUCUGGACCAGAAGGUGCUGUUUAAGGGGCGAAUCAUGGAGGAGUGGUUCUUCGAGAUGGGCUUCGUGGGCGCCAACACCACCAACACCUGGCAGUCGACAAUCGAAGCGGCGCCCGAGUCCCAAAUGAUGCCAGCCAAAGUCUUAAAUGGCAAUGUGACGAUUCAAACCAGUUUCUAUGACAACGAAACACUCAUCACAAAAUCGGUUGUGCGCUUGUACUACAUUUAAAGCCAAGUGCGGUGCUUUUCGGAGAAGCGGCGGCGGCGGCGGCGGCGGCAACUAACACUUUAUUGGGGGGUCGGCCCACGCACUCACAUAAUACGCCCCCUCCGGCACCGCACUUGCCCCACAGAACACUCAACACUCGACAAACUUGAGGUGUUCAUCGCCGCUGCUGCUCCUCUUUCUCUUUCUCAUGCAUUUCUGCCGCUGACGAAUUAAUAAUAUUCACGAAGUAUUUUCGUUUAAUUCUCUCGCUUUCGCAAUGUCAAUUCAAAUAGAAAUCAUCUUCGUCGAUCUGUGGAAAACGGAAACAUCUGUUACUUAUGGAAAAUUCUAUAUUCUGUGCAUUUGAAUGCAAAUGUUAGUGCGCUUUUAUACACAUAUUAUCUUAGACUAAUGCAUUUUAACUUAAUUUUAAAACUAUUAUUUAUUUUAUUACAAAAUAAUUAACGAAUGUUAUAAGUACCUAAAAGCAUACGUUUACGAAUAAAAACCAAAUGUAAAUUUAA
This is a messenger RNA of Scaptodrosophila lebanonensis, 1039 nucleotides long. RefSeq names its product probable cGMP 3',5'-cyclic phosphodiesterase subunit delta (gene PrBP). Gene Ontology annotation, biological process: sensory perception of light stimulus. NCBI's taxonomy places the organism in Eukaryota, Metazoa, Arthropoda, Insecta, Diptera, Drosophilidae. Gene Ontology annotation, cellular component: cytoplasm. The transcript has a single exon. Bases 81 to 536 code for a protein of 151 amino acids. The record is from RefSeq and is a predicted model, not a curated record.